Molecule: messenger RNA, 3411 nt
Organism: Scophthalmus maximus (turbot)
Lineage: Eukaryota; Metazoa; Chordata; Actinopteri; Pleuronectiformes; Scophthalmidae
Gene: cdkal1
Product: CDK5 regulatory subunit associated protein 1-like 1
Exons: 15
Coding region: 149-1843 (564 amino acids)
Biological process (GO): tRNA methylthiolation
Cellular component (GO): endoplasmic reticulum
Molecular function (GO): tRNA (N(6)-L-threonylcarbamoyladenosine(37)-C(2))-methylthiotransferase activity; 4 iron, 4 sulfur cluster binding
Source: RefSeq, a predicted model, not a curated record
UUGCCGUACACACGCACAAGUAUGGCGGUGUGAGAGCUGUGUCAAUGUUUUGAUGGUGUAAAGAACAUAUUGUUUUCCUUUUCGAAGCCCACUUUCCUCGGGAAUCGCAUUUAUAUUUACCAAUAACCACAUUGAAACUCAGUCCAUCAUGGCAUCUACCUGUGAUUCUCUGAUUGACGACAUUGAGGACAUGGUGUCUUCCAGUGACCCCACUCCUCACGAGAGACAGGCUGCAAGAAAGAGUAUCAUACCGAGAUCCAGGAAGAGAAAAGAGCUUCCGAUCGAUGAGGAGCUCCAAGCUGACAGCUUGAUCCCUGGGACCCAAAAGAUCUGGAUGAAAACAUGGGGCUGCAGUCAUAACAGCUCAGAUGGAGAGUACAUGGCUGGACAGCUGGCGGCCAGUGGAUACAAGAUGACUGAUGACCCAACAGAAGCAGACCUGUGGUUGCUGAACAGCUGCACUGUGAAAAACCCUGCAGAGGAUCACUUCAGAAACUCAAUCAAAAAAGCUCAGGAUCAGCAGAAGAAGGUGGUACUAGCAGGUUGUGUUCCCCAGGCCCAGCCACGUAUGGACUACCUCAAAGGACUCAGCAUCAUUGGGGUCCAGCAGAUUGAUCGAGUGGUGGAAGUCGUGGAUGAGGCAGUUAAAGGCCACUCGGUUCGUCUGUUAGGUCAGAAGAAAGACGGAGGCCGGAGGCUCGGAGGAGCAAGACUUGACCUGCCCAAGAUCAGAAGAAACCCUCUCAUAGAAAUCAUCUCCAUUAACACCGGGUGUCUGAAUGCAUGUACCUACUGUAAAACUAAGCAUGCCAGAGGAGACCUGGCCAGUUAUCCCAUUGAGGAGCUAGUGGAAAGAGCCAGGCAGUCAUUCCAGGAGGGAGUGUGUGAGGUCUGGUUGACCAGUGAAGACACAGGAGCCUAUGGUAGAGACAUCGGUACAGACCUGCCCACAUUGUUAUGGAGAUUGGUGGACGAGAUUCCUGAAGGAGCCAUGCUGAGGCUGGGUAUGACCAACCCACCCUACAUCCUGGAACACCUAGAGGAGAUGGCCAAGAUAUUGAAUCAUCCGCGUGUCUAUGCCUUCCUUCAUAUUCCUGUGCAGUCGGCCUCAGACAGUGUACUGAUGGACAUGAAGAGGGAGUAUUGCAUCGAUGACUUCAAAAGAGUGGUGGACUUCCUCAAAGAGCGGGUCCCAGGUGUAACCAUCGCUACAGAUAUAAUCUGCGGUUUUCCCGGCGAGACAGGUGAAGACUUCCAAGAGACGAUCGACUUGGUGAAAUGCUACAGAUUCCCCAGUCUCUUCAUAAACCAGUUCUACCCCAGACCUGGUACACCUGCCGCCAAGAUGGAGCAAGUACCAGCACACGUGAAGAAGCAGAGGACAAAAGAACUGUCACAUCUCUUCCACUCCUACAACCCCUACGACCACCAGGUUGGGGAGAGGCAACAUGUCCUGGUGACGGAGGAGUCAUUUGAUGCCCAAUAUUACGUGGCUCACAACAAGUUCUAUGAACAGGUGCUGGUUCCUAAGAGGGCUGAGUUCAAUGGGAAGAUGAUUGAGGUGGACAUCUAUGAGGCAGGAAAACACUUCCUGAGAGGUCGGCCAGUAGAAGACAGUCAGCUUUUCACACCGUCCAUUGCUGCCCCUCUACGGAAAGGAGAGGUGUCUGGUUUGGUGCAGGAACAGAUUUCUAACGGAAUCCACAGUCCGGAUUCGAUGUCCUCUUCGUCCUUUUUGUUAAUGGGCUCCUACAGUCUGGACAGGGAAGUGCUGAAGAAGCUGGGGAUCGGGCUCGCUCUGGCCGCAGCUAUCGCCGCCCUCCUGGUGGAGAAACUGUUCUGAUGGAGCGACUGGGUGCCAGAGGAGGAUUUUGAACAUGUGACGGGAUGGUGACAUCAGUUUGAGGAGCCUGAAUACAUUGACAAACUUUCUCCCGAGAUCCCCUGUAACAUGCUCCACAAGAUUUCACAUCAAUUUGAAAUUAGCCUAAAGAGAAAAAACAGAGGAAGUCCUGCAAAGUCAUGGAAUAUUUUUAUAUGCUCUGUGAGAUGUCCCUUGUUUUUAGUACAGUUAAGAGUUUUACUUUUGCGUUGUUGAUUAAAGGACAUUUCUCUCUAUUCUUUUCAUUGUACUCUGUAACACUGCUCCAAAUAAAGUAAGUGUAAGAAUAACCACAUGGGUAAACACUUUUAUAUACUACUACAUCCUAGUUAUACUAGAUUUUAAUUGGAAUCUGUUUCAAGUACAGAGUCUGUCUCAUUUUUGUGCUACAUUAUGAGUUAGAACAUUUUCAAAGUGCAGGAUGUGUCAGCACCAUAUUUCACAGAUAAAUUCUCAACUAUUUGAUCCUCUUGGAAAAAACAUUCUGGAGAUUAGGAUCAUCUGUAUCAGAACAAAGUCGGAGGACGUUCAAACUGUCUCUUUGCCGUGUUGCUUAAGUUUUAAUGGAUUAUUCAACAUAUAUUUCUUAUGACGGUGAUGAUCGUGCAGGAACAUUGUGGGCUGUUAGCCUUUGAUAGAUUGAAUUGUGCUUUCUUCACAGGGAGUUGUUUUACUCUGUGGCAAUGAGUAAUAUUCUGUAUGAUUAUGAUUAAAUGUCAUUUCUAAUCUUUGUUCAAAUAAUUUAUUUUGAAGCAAGAGACAUGGACAGUAUAGUUUCAGAGCUACAUGAUGAAUCCCUUUGAAGUUGUUUUAACGUGUUGUUCUUCUGUCUAAGCUCUUUGAGUCGUCUUAUGGUUUCUGCUCCAUCAAAAUCAAAUGUAAUUAAUUUGCGAUGUACGUCUUAUUUUACCUGAUUAGUUACAACAUGACUGGUAAUUGGACAGAUGGACAGAUGCAGACUACUGGGACCGACACUCAUUAUUGGCCCUUUAUUUCCUCCCAGUGAAAACCCCCAAAACGCAGUGUGAUCGGUUUGUAUGUGAUGACCUGCUCCGGUGCCAACUUACGGACUGUUCCUUGUUUUCUCGUUUGCCAUGUGGGCUGUGUAGCUGAUAUCCACCUCUGGGAUUUCUGCCACCCACCCUGAUGAACAUACUUGUUAUUCUGGAUAAUCCAUAGAACAUGCUAUUGUUGGUCUUCAUUGGGACUAUGAUUUAAGUAGAUUAGAUCUCUGCAUCGUCCAAACCAUCCGGAACUAUUUUGAAAAUGUAUUGGAGUAAAAAUCUCAAAACAUGAAAAAGUAUAACGUUAAAACUGUUAACAUGGGCAUCUCUAGAGACAGGUGAGAUUGAUAAUCUUUGUCUAUUAUUCAGGUGAACUAACCCAGUGAUAUGAAGUAUUCUGUAUAUGUGGACUUGUGUUUGGCACAUGAGUCAUUAUCGAGACAGACUGUAUAUUGCUUUUUGUUUUCUCCAUGAGCAUUGUUGCAACCAUCCAAAACAGUUUAAUAAAGGACAACGUUAAUUUGU